This is a messenger RNA of Paramuricea clavata, 22915 nucleotides long. Lineage: Eukaryota; Metazoa; Cnidaria; Anthozoa; Malacalcyonacea; Plexauridae. The record is from the annotation of a GenBank genome assembly.
CAAAUUAUUCGCAUAGCUCAGAUGCGCACCUUGGAAAAUACAUAUUAACUCUAGCUGACACAUUAAUACUUGUAUUUGGAGCCAACUGUACAACGGACCAGACAAAAUCGGACCGAGAUUUGACAAGGAGAGAUGAAAUGCCUGUAUACAAAGACUAUUUGUUUGGUGUUGUUGUUAUGUAUAUUGGCUGCCACAAGCGAGGUAUACUGUGACUUAUUUUUAUUUUGACAAUGGUAAAUUUAGAUGUACGAGAAUUGAUAGCGACGAAAUGUUAGUGAAAGCUCAAUUAAAACAUCUUUUUAUGAUUUUCGAAUCUAAUUGUGGUUGCUUUCACAGAUUAGGAGUAGAAUUUGCAGACGUACUGUGUUCUGUUGGCGAAAUCUUGUCGGCGACAAGUAUACAUAAUAAAAUAUUUUGAUUUGCGGAUUGCUCUGCAAGCGUUAACGUGCGGAAUGUUAAUGUAGUCAUCAAGUCGUAAAUGUAAUCGAAUAGCGCGCAGCUUUGAGUCGCGCACCAAAUUGUAACGAGCUAUAACGUUUUGCGCAAAAGGAUUAAAAGAACGCAAUGUUCUGCAUACAUACUGACGCAUUUAAUGCAGCAGUGUGUAAAUGUUUAAUAACGCUCUGUUGGUCUAUUUAGGCUUUUAGUAAACUGUGCGCGCAAAUUGAAUUCUUGCUAACGCAGUGAGUGACUGAUAUUUGAAAUGUUUGAAUAGCCAUAUCUUGGCAGAUGUGGCUCUCAGAAUGGCAACGCGGCGAUGUUUAUGAACAUAACAAACUCCUUCAGUUACAAAAUGCACAAAAAAUCUUGUCUGCGCUCAGCCUGGUAUUUUGCGUAUUAUUGUGCCUUUAUCAUUUUCCUGGCACUGUUCAGCUUUUAACUUCAUUCCCAGGCUAAUUGUCUGGCUACAAAGUAGUGCUAAAGUCAAUAUGUCAUCAUCAGGCAUCCGACUAGAAAUUCUAGAUUGUGUUAGGACUUAUAUGAGAUAAUUUAUAUGUAAGGCAUGUUUAUUUUUGCAUGCAGGACAGGACUUUCUCAUUGACAUGUAAAUUUAUACAUGGAUGUUAGAUAAUGUAAAAUACUUGAGUCGACAUCGUUCGUUUAUGAUCGGUGCGAACGGGAAAGGGGUUUAGCCGUUUAGUUGUUUUUUUUUUAACUACUAAAUAAAUCUCUUUCCCGACCGAUGGCUUCUUAUUAUUGACAUGUAACUCAUCUGGUGUUAGACGGACUGAAAUACUUAAAUAAGCACCGGCCAUAGUGGAUAGACAUGGGCGGCGUUUUGACUGCUUCAUUAACGAUCUCAUCAUUUGGCGUUAGGAAAGUGAAAUUAAAAAAAAUGAGAAUCCACUAGAAUGAAGAGUAGGGUCAAUACGGAUUUGGGGGCGUAAUAUACAAGGACUUGUAAUUGAGAAUCAUUUUGCAAACUAGACUUUGAAUGAAAGCGCAUUUUUUUGAAGUAUAUAAAAUACAACACUAUAGUAUAUUUUCGCCAGCGAGCGCUGACACUUUUGCCUUCAGGCCUACUUGGCAAAAUGAUUCUCACUUUAUGCAAGUCCUUGUACAUUACGCCCCCAAAUCCGUAUUGACGCUGCUCUUCAUUCCAGUGGAAACAUUUUAAUCAAAGCUUGUGAUCUUGAAAAAACGACAUUCAACACCUGGAAUUGAAAUAUAUGCGAAUGUUAUUGUGAUCGAUGAUAGAUGUCCAAAAUUCUGCUAACAUAACGUUACCCGAUAUAAAUUAAGCUCCGACGUAUGGAUCUGAUAUUUUCCUGACAAUGGACCAUUCCCCAAAAUUUUGAUCCCAACAAAUCUAGACAAAAUUUUAUCAUGGCAUGAAAGAGCAUCACAAAAUUAGUAAUAAUCCAAAGUUUCGUUGCAAAAUGUUGUAAAAUGCGGAUAAUUAUAUAGCCUUGCGAAGUUUGUAAUUUUCAGUCAUUUUGUAUUACGCACAGAAGUGGUAACCAUUUCCCGUUUGUAAUCUAAAAUGACGGAAAAUUGGAAACUUCGCAAGGCUAUAUUAUCCGUAUUUUACAACAUUGUGCAACGAAACUUUGGAAUAUUACUAAUUUUGUGAUGCUCUUUCAAGUUGUGAUGAAAUUUUUGUCUAGACUUGUUGAGUUCAAAAUUUUGGUUAAUUGGGGGAAUGGUCCAUUCAUACGUGUAAUGCUUAUAGAGUUCAUUCAAACAUAAUCCUGAAGACUUAGUCUGGCGCACUAGUCUGACGUUAUAUGUGCUAGCAUUUGCUAGAAUUUGCGCACCUAAACAUUUGCGCACUAAAAGCGCAGGUUCAGAUUUGACUACCACUACCUUUCACUGGCUUAGUCCUCAUCUGAUUGGUUAAUCGAAUAUAUGAAACCCAUCUGAUUGGUUAAUAGUCCGUUAAUGGUAUAGCGGUAGUGGUAUUAUGAACCUCUAAUAAUAUAAACACGAGAUAUUUGUAAAGUCUAAAUACAUCAACAGGUACUAGUUUAAUAGUUUAGUAAAUAGUUGUAAGUUUAUCAAUGUGUAUAUAAACAUGACAACAAAUUAAUGUUUAUUAUUAUUUAUUAUUAUUAUUAGUAAAACUAUAGAUUUAGCCAAGCUAACCCUUUAGCUAAAUACUGAUUUUUAAGGGGACGUGUAAACAUGAACCUCGAACUGAACUUUGCUAACAGUGUAUAUUAGAGACCUUACGAGUUUAGGACGGCAACGCGACGACGACGGCCAAAACAAACUCCUUCAAAUAAAUGGUAGUAAAGAUAAUUCGUGGUAUAUUAUCAAUCGUAUUUUAAUUUAAUACAGUCUUAGAAGUUGAAGACAUAGGUUUUAUGGUUGGGAAGAGUUCUGCUGAACCCAGUUUGAAAUUGCACUUGUUAUAGUGGCUUGGAAUGCAGCCGUUGUAUCAAGACGUGAAAAUCUGUGAUUUGGCGUUGUAAACAGAGCGAGGACAAUGUCUAAAUUAUUCAUAUAUUGUAAUUACUCAAUUCUUUUCAAUGAUCUAUUGUAUUGGUAGCCGUUGCCGUCGCGUUGCCGUCCUAAAUCGUAAGGUCUCUAUUUAUGUACACAGAACGACAGACGAAUCAUUUCUCACGACAAGCUUUUCAGAGAAAAGCCAGGCCGCGUUUACACCAUAACGGAGUGGUUUGCCGUAGUGUACGAUCUGACCACUACUCUUGGCACUCCGAAUGCAAAUGAAUACGCUAUGGUAAAUUUUCCGUGGCGUCAUAGCCACUUAGUGUAAACACUUCGUUUGUAUGGAAAAACUAUGCAGAUAUUAUCUGUCGUGUAAAUUUGGCCAUAGAGAUUACAAUCAAUGUUUAGAAUUCCUUCGUUUUUGGAUAUUAUCAAAAAAACGGUCGCAGCUGAAACGACAAUAGUUUACGCAAAUUUCGCACACUCGCGUAAAUCAUAACAAAUCUGAGAUUGCAUGCGCGCAGCUGAAUGUUUCAACGCUUCUUGUCGUCUGAACCAAUUAUUUUAAGUUGCAUAAUUAGCGCGCCUUCUUCUGCAAACAAUUGUGCUGUCAGCGCUCCGACACCGCGUGAUCUUGGAGACGUCAGAAAAGAAUGCAGAAAUUUCGAGUUCUAUAAUGGUGCUACAUUGGUAGUUGUUUUAAUAUUUACAUAUCCUCGUGUUUGACAGAUGUGGUUUUUGUGUAAAACUUUCGCUAAGUGCUCUGCUUGUACCUAAUGUAAAUACUCUAAAUUAGACUAAACUAACUUUAUUUAUACUGAAUGGUGAAGGUCAUUUCUUGUUAGCAAUUCAUAGCCCCCUCAUUUCUAAACUGGUCUUCAUAAAGGUCAAGUGAGGGUCAUCUCUUGUUGGUCGAGUGUUACCACAGGAGGAAACUUUAUCUACAAAACCGUAGUAAGUACUAAAACGGUAUUUCUUCACCUCACUUAUAUUUAUAUACCUAUAUGGUAUAUACUAUUUAUAUACAACAUGUGCGGCUGUGUUGUAUCGAAAAUACAAACUCGAGCCGAGCAUUCGUAUUCUUCAACAAUUUUGAAUAAAUAAUGAUAUAUUUAAGAAAACUGAACUUCAAGUUUAUGUAAAUCAGACUCCUUCACGGUCAUGAUUUCUAUUGUGUUUUCUUGAUGAAUUAUUGAUGAUUUUCACAAGUACUAGUCAAAACAUGAGCAGCCGAUCUUUAUCUGAUAUACAAACUCGAGCCGAAGCUUUCGAGUUUCGUGCUUAAAAAACUACCCAUCUUAUGAGUUCAUUGGCGAAGUAAUUUUAAAAAUAAACACUGUCUAAGCCGAGAAAAUCAGUGUUACCUACAGUAAUACAGUGUUACCUACAGUGUUACCUACAGUAAUACAGUGUUACCUACAGUAAUACAGUGUUACCCACAGUAAUACAGUGUUACCUACAGUAAUACAGUGUUACCUACAGUAAUACAGUGUUACCUACAGUAAUACAGUGUUACCUACAGUAAUACAGUGUUAUCUACAGUAAUACAGUGUUACCUACAGUAAUUACAGUGUUAUCUACAGUAAUGCAGUGUUACCUACAGUAAUACAGUAUAUAAGGGAAACUAUAAUGACCUGAAUAACUCUAUCAUUUCUGAACUGUUCUCUCUCUUGGAGCAAAGCUCUGUGGGUCUUACCUGUCUGCAUGACAAAGUUUGAAUAAAUAUAUAAAUAAAUAAAGGUUAGAUGAAUAAGUGGACAUUGGGCCAGUGUUACAUUAGCAGGAAAUCUAAAUUAACAAAGUUUAUAAGCCAUUACGUUACCGCACAUGUACAGACACGAAAUCACUUAUAUAAACAGUUAGAUGUUGUAUAAACAUUUCUACUGCUGUUCAGGUUUCAAAGCAGUUUUGUAUAUUUGAUCUAAACUGAAUUAAAUACACAUGCUAGAUGUUUCUAAAAACAAGGAAAAAGAGGGUAUUGUUUCGCUUCAUUAGCAUAAAGCGCGGAAACGAUUAUAACGAAAAGAGCAUUAAUCGAAGCCUCAAGCUAAUCUAGCUAUAGCCGAGUAUCAAGCCUAUUUACUCAUGUUAGCCUAGCUAAUACAACCGUCUGCUGCAAUGGAAUCUACUUAAAACAACGCAUAAAAUGGUAAUGUAGUUAUAGAGAUGAGUCAGAUGACAAUAGCCAAACAAUUUGCGAGUGGAGAAAGUCGAGCACUCCAGAAUUGUACAUUGUCUGUCUUUGAACUGCUUAAAAGUUUUUGCCUUCCAUCACUUGUUUCAAAUAUUCGUUUCAGGACAGUGCAUCUCACAGACGGAUUUUCAGAUUUUGGGUGCGGAAAAUUCGGUGGGGGUGGGUGGUGAGUGAGCCAGGAGGCUGCCAAGCAAGCUGCAGCAAAGGUCUGGGCGCGCAGCCCCAGCGAGAUGCAGGAUUUAUACAUUUCUGGGGAUGCAUGUGCAAAUUUCUCUGUGUGUUCGUGUGUGUGCCGUUCUGACAACAUUAGCCUGCGUAGCUGGGGCCGCGCCUCAACCCCAACCCUUAAAACCGGCAGCUACACAGGCUAUAUAUGACAACAUCUAGUUUACUCAUCAAUUUUAAACGCACUAUCUAAUUUUUGAUUUAGGUAUAGUUACGACAUAUUUAACGAUAUUGUAGAUCAGCGAGUGAUUUCUCAGACGGACGUGAAGCCAUUUGUCACUGUUACUUGUCACUAGUUGAAACAUGUGCAGCCAAUCGAAAAAUGACCCAUCUUAUGAGUUCAUUGGCGAAGUAAUUUUAAAAAUAAACAUUGUCUAAUUAAGCCGAGAAAAUCAAAGCUGAAGUUUAUGUAAAUCAGGACAAAUCUUUAUCCGAUUUACAAAAAUUGAUUAAACAUUCAGUUCUUUUGUAUUUUCCUCAUGAGUUAUUAAUGAGUAUUUUAAGUAAUGGAUUAAGCAUAAGCGGACGUGUUGAUCAGGACCUAUCAGAUAUACAAACUCGAGCCGAAAGCGAGAGGUUGUAUGUCUGAUAGAACAGGGACGCGAAUGCCGUUUAUAUAGCUUGUGAAAUGUCUGAGAACAUUCGUAUUCUUCAACAAUUUAAAAUAAAUGAAUGAUAUUUGUUGAGAAAAUUGAACUUAAAGUUUAUGUAAAUCAGCUUGAUUUUGUAUCAGAUAUACAAACUCCUUCACGCUCAUGAUUUCUGUUGUGUUUUCUUCAUGAAUUAUGAUGAGUUUCAUAAGUAAUAUUUAUACAACAUGAGGUCAUGUUGUACAAGAUAUUGCUUGUGAUUCGUCUUCAUGAAAACAUUCGUAUUCUUCAAUAUGAAUCUUAAAUUAAAGAUAUAAAUUCUAUUUCUUAAGAAAAAUUAACUAAAAAGUUUAUGCAUUUCCACAGGAUUUUGUGUGAGAUAUAAACAUACAAGCUCCUUCACAUCCUCGUUCCUGGGAUUCCCUUUGUGUUUUCUUUAUGAAUUGAAUGAUCAAUAUAAUAAUAAAUGUGUAGAAUAAUCAAUUACUAUAUAUCGUUUGUUUUGUUCAGAUUUUGUUUGUUUGUUUAUUUAUUUGUUUGUUUAUUCAUUUCUGCAUAAGUUAUCCCAAAAAUGAUAGAGCUUUUAUUAAAUUACUAAUUGUAAGUAAAAUUGGUCUGUGCUAGUGUAGGUAGUGCUCAGCUAGGAGAACUUGAAGUUCUCCUUAUAUUUUUCAUGUAGUUGUAUCCCUAUCAAUCCGAAGCUUUGUUGCGUAAAUAAAAUAUUUCAUUUUCCAAAACGUUUUGUACAUAUUGCCAUAUCCAACCCAGCAUUUGAUCCAUCAUGCUGGGCUUUCGAUGUAGUUAUCCAUUUUACAUUACAUAACUGUUUUCGCUAUUUAUAGGUUGGAGGGGACCAGCAUGACCGAGCCGUGUCUACAGAGAUGAGCACAGGUGUUCAAAGAACUACAGCUGAUUUGCCCGGUAUGUACAGUAAAGAUAGGAACGAAUUAAGAGAUAUUUAUUAUUUUAAAGAUAUUUUUAAGAGUUUGUUUGAUUUGCCGAUUAGUUUAUUCUAAUAGAAUAUCACAUAGAGAUUAAAAUUUGAUAAUCAUAAGAUUGUUGCUCUUUUAAGAGUAUGUUUUGUGCAAAAUAAACAAUAUAUAGGCUAAGAAGUGAGAGCAACUUGUUUAUUUAUUUACAAUUCUAGAUCUAAGAAAAUUGACAUUUAGUUUUAAAUAGUUACAUUGAUUGGUUAUAUAUAGUUACCUGUGUUGGUUAGUAAGAUAUGUUAGUUAAUUAGCUAUACUAUUAGUUAGUUAGGUGUUUAGUUAUCCAGUUAAUUAAUUAAUUAAUUAAUAAUAAUUCAUUAACAAUAACUAAUGAUAAUUAAUGAUAAUAAUAUUAUUAAUAAUAAUUAAUUAUUAAUUUUUGUUAGUUAAUUAAUCACUUAAUUAGUUUUUUAGCUUGUUAGUUACCCAGUUAAUUAUUUAGUUUGUGAGUUAGUUUAAUUGUUUGUUUGUUUGUUUGUUUGUUUGUUUGUUUGUUUGUUUGUUUGUUUGUUUGUUUGCUUGCUUGCUUGCUUGUUCAUUUGCUUGAUUGCUUGCUUGCUUUGCCUGUUAGUUUGCUAGCCUGUUAGUUUGCUAGCCUGUUAGUUUGCUAGCCAGUUAGUUUGUUAGCCAGCUAGUUUGUUAGCUAGUUAGUUUGUUAGUUAGCUAACUUAGCUUGUAUUUAAUUAAGCAAAGGUGUCUUAGUUGCUAGUCUGCUCGAGUCUGCUGGUACAUUAGGCAAUUGAUCAUAUCGUAUUGACCAUGCGUUGGUCUAGAUGAAGCUGAAUUGUGAUCACGUAACUCGUAGCUUUGACGCAAAUUAAUUAUGAUUUUGACAAGUGAAAGUAUAUUGUGCUGUCCUGACGAGUGAUCCUGGUGGCUUAAUUCCAACAUCAGUGUGGGAACUAGUUAGGAGAUUGUAAUUCGAGACUAAGGAUCGUCCUUGAUCAAUGGAAAUAGUUUGUCACCUUUUGCAAAGGUCAUGGCCCAUUCGUGGGUAUUGUAUAGAUACCCAACAUGAAAACCUAAUCAGCCAACUUGUGUAAGUCGUCUUUAUGUCCCAAUAUUGACACCCAAGUCGCAUUUUAGGGUAACUUUCCCUGAUACCCAGUUACCACUGUUCCUGUAAUGUAAACACAGAAUGGAACAAAAAUAACCAAGAAUAUAAGAAACUGGCAUAAACAAUCUUUAACUGAUUUGGUUCUUCAUCUUGAUUAAGUAGUAUAAAAUAGAAGAAGUCUGUGUGGCCGUGUGGCAUCUGUUUUGAAAGAUUGCUUUCUGAGAUUUUCACGUGGGAACCUUGCACAGCAUUGUAGAUAAAACGUCUAGGAUGAGGUAUCAGGCUGAAUUCUCUAUGGUGUUGGGUAGUGCACGUGCUAUAAUUCAUCUCCUUGUCGAUUCCCGCAUUCUGCAAUAUGUAGUUUUUCCUGUCAGUUACAUGAAAGAAGAAUGUUUCUCUACCGAACAGGCCAGUAACAAGGAUUUUAGAUUUACCACAGAACAUUUUUGAUUUUCUAAGUCUUAGAAACGUAUUCUGACAGCAUUUUAAACAAAAAUGUUAAUCUCUUAAACAGUGACACAAUGACUAAUAACUUUAUAGUUUAUCUCACAUUUGUACACUAAUCCUAAGAAUGACAAAUAUUCUUGGUCCAACAUGGUGACGCUCAUUUUAUUUAUUGGGGGUACUUUGUGCAUCGAUCACAACAGCCACCCACCUCUUACGACACUGUAUAGGGCAAGGUCAAGGAAGAGGAUGCUCUAUUCGCUAUCUUUGCUCGGAUAAAACUACAGUCUUUCUUCGAACUUGAAGUAUCCUUGUUUAAUUUUGCUCACGAAUGUUCUUGCCGAGUAACUGGCUCGGUUGACUUGUGGCUAGAUACGGGCCCACCGAAUACUAUAGUUACUAAGUUACUCCAUUAGUAUAUCUGGACCUGUGACAGAUUAUCUUUGCCGAAGAUCUUUAUAGGGAAACGUUUAGACAAAACUGAUAGAGCUAUCCAGCUUAGAUAAAACACAAAAUAAUAGACACUCCGAACUGAAAUUGUAAACAUUUUCCAUCUUUACGUUUCGACUAUUAAUUUAAAUCAUCUUCAGAAGAAAUCUUCAUCUCAUCUUCAGAAAAUUUCUUCUGAAGAUGACUUAAAUUAAUAGUCGAAACGUAAAGAAUGAAAAUGUUUACAAUUUUCGGAGUUUUUGUUUUGUGUUUUAUUAAAAUACUCUAUGGCAACCGCCAGCCUAGACCUUCUAUUUUUAUUAUUUUUUUUAUAAUACCAUUGCGAUACUUACCAAAUGCUAGCCCCGAAAUUGACCAAACCUGCCAAAGCCAGCCAAGUAAAGGCCUAGGUCUAGGCUGGGCAACCGCAAUUUUUUAUCCAGCUUAAAGUCAGUAACCUAAUUCCUUUCCCUAGGUUACUGACUUUAAGCUGGAUCCUUCCUAUACAGGGUGUAUAAAAAAAAACUGCACAGAUUUGAAAUUGCUCUUAAAUUCGCAAAACAGCUAUUAGUAUCCAGUUUGUUAUGUACAUAGUGUGUCUUUUCCAACAAACUAAAAGUGACUUGCGCACGAAAUUUAAAAGCUUUAAUCAUAUUUUGAGUUGAUAGAUGGAACAUUUGUUGGGUUUUUAAUUACUGUACAAAAUUUCAGACAAUUUGCUUUAGGUUAAGCCCUUUAACUAUUCAUUUUUCUCUACUAAUAGCUGUUUUUGCGAAUUUAAGAACAAUUUCAAAACUGUGCAGUUUUUUUAUACACCCUGUAUUGAACAAUUGAAGGAAUGGCCCUUUACUUAGGCUUCUCAGUAUGGUUCCUGACUGAAGGAAUCGGAAUUGUUAGAGCUAUCUAUUAUAUAGUUUAAUUUAGUAUCGAGAUUUUUGGACAUUUCGAGCAGAAAGAUUAUAUAUACAAUUUUAGACCUAACCAGGACGGCUGGCAACUGUGAAAAAUGCAACUAUAUAGGCCCUCUGGCAGGAAUCGAACCUGCGGCUCAGGGAUUCCGGUGCAGCGGUCUAUUUCAACAGCUGCUAAUAUUGCGCUCAAUUUCCAUGUACAAAAACCCUUCCACAAUAAAGGACGACCUUUACUGGACCUCACUAGGAAAACACUUUACACAGAGAGCUGUAUAACAUGAUUUAAUUUAAAGUUCAUAAAACGUUUAAAAUGUUCCAUGAAAGACUGGCUACUAAUGCGCUAUAUCAUCACAAACCAUUUAACCCAUUUGACUUUCGUAUUAUAUUGACGAUAUGACUUCAUGCUGUGUCAACUAAUCGCAGUUAACCAAGACAGCCCCACGUAACGUAUUCAACGUGUAUAUCUGUUCCCUUAAAUUCCUUACAUUCUAUGAUCCAUUUCACACAGUUAAACAUAUGGUAAUUCGCGUGCACCUCCUGUUUUCAAAUGGCUUAAUGGCUCUAUGCAGUACUGUAGCAACUGAGUCGGAAAUGGCGGUAUAUUCCUGUUUACGUUUCCGGAGUUUUUAACUAAAUUAAUAAUCAUGGAAGUUCCUACGGUCUAUAAAUAUAAAUAUGUCUGCAAUAUCAUACAGUACACGAAAUAGACGGUCCAUUUAUUUACGUUACACUCCACGAGCCUAUUAAAAUGGCAACCAGUUCUUCCAUUCACAGUUGUCUUCGGAAACUCCAGGGACCGGUUGAAUCAAGCCCAUUUAGCUUAAACGGUGGAUAAGUCAAAAUUAAAUAACACUAUUGUAUCUCUCGUGGAUCAGUUAACUUAAAUAUUCUGUACUGAAUAUGUAUUUGUAAACAUUAUCGUUCUAUUAAGGUUCAAAAUUUCUAGUUUGGUUGGUGUGAGUGAGUCAUCUUAGAUGGUUCUUAUAUGUGAGAGAGAGAGGUGGGAUUAUCUUGAGAGGUGGGGUUAUAACCACCAUUUAAGCUAAACGGGCUUGAUACGGCAACCGACUCCAGCUGUAGUCCAGUUCUCGUCUGUAUUUACACUGGAUCCGAAUAAGAAAUAUAGCCCUGAACUAGCCCAUAGCUUAUCGAAGGAAAGAUGGCUGUGAAACUAAUUAAAAUAACAAUAUAACUCAUUAUCUAUGUUAGUCGACGUUUUUUCAUAACUCUGGUCUGGUCCUUCACCGUCACGUGUGUAUUGUAUUUUUGCUAAAUCCACCAAUAGCAAUUUCCAAUUUCCCAAUUGUUUGAGUCACGGAUAUGUAAUUUUCCGGCUAAAACAUUGUUAUUGGUUAGUUGGGCAAAAAUACAAUAGACACGUGACAGUGAGGAACCAGAUUUAUGAAUAAACUUUGACUAACAUAGAUCAUUAGUUAUAUUGUUAUUCUAAUGAGUUUCACAGCCAUCUUCCCUUCGCUCAUGAUAGGUUAUGGGGAUCUGUUAGGACUGUAAUAAAGUAUAGAUGAAGUGGCUGCACAUUUUUAUUGCACUUUUGCCUCGUUUCCAUAUGCGCCCGUUUUAGCAUAGCAGGCGCACAUGAAGGUUAUAUUCCCGUGUUUCUCGUUGAGCUUGAGCCAGAGCACAAUCACGAACCUAUUCUUAACCCCAUUGUGCAGGAAAUACGAGGCCAUUGGGGAAGAGUGCAAUAACCAGUAGAUAGAUAGAUAGAAAACUUUAUUUAAACACGCUGACCCCCUCAACCGAAGCUGAUUUCCACGAGGGGCGUGCGAAAAGUAUACAGAAAAGAAUUUUAAAACUAUUUACAAAAUUAAUAAUCUAUAUACAGGUAUAUUAACAUCUAUAUUUUCAGUUAGCUACCAAUCAAUGUGAGUAGCGAUUGUCUUUCGAAAGGAAGGAAAGGAUUUGCUCUCUCUUAUUUCUUUAGGAAUAGAAUUCCAAAGGUGUGCUCCGUCAUAGACGAAACUAUUUUUCAUAUUAUUAGUACGCGGUUGUGGUAAACAAAGACUACUUGAAAUGUUUCGAAGUUUGUAGUUUGUCACCUCACCCUUAUAUGUGAAGAGAUUAAUGAGUGAUUUGGGUCCCAUUUUAUUCAUCAAUGUAGUCCAGUUUGGUUUGAGAGCUUUGAUAGUUUUGCAUGUAUUCAACAUAGAAAAUGUAGCCAUGUCGAAGUUAUGAAUUAUUAUAAAUGAAUAAUGAUUGUAGAUAAUGUAAAUGUACUCAGUUAAAUUUUUUUCUUGUUUUACAGAUAUUUUAAUGAAAGGCAUGAUAAUCAUAAAGAUAAAGACGCUGUCCUACAUACGCGAAUUAUCAUAUCGUGAAAAUAACCUUACAAGACGUCUGACCGCACUUUGUGAAAGAGAGGUGGGGUUAUUUUAAAUGUUUCUUAUACUGUAUGUGUGAGAGAGGUGGGGUUAUCUUGAGAGGUGUUGGUUAUCUUAGAUGAUUCUUAUAUGUGUGAGAGAGGUGGGGUUAUCUUGAGAGGUGGGGUCAUUUUAAAUGGUUCUUAUAGUGUAUGUGAGAGAAAAGUGGGGUUAUAUUGAGAGGUGUGGGUUAUCUUAGAUGGUUCUUAUAUGUGUGAGAGAGGUGGGGUUAUCUUGAGAGGUGGAGUUAUUUUAGAUGGUUUUUGUAUGUGUGAGAGAGGUGGGGGUUAUUUAGAUAGUUCCUAUAGAUUUGAAAAGUGAAGGUCGAGAGGGGGGUUCCUGUUUUAUUUAUUUUUUGGUUCUCUUUGUAGAUAGCUAAGCUGUUUCAUUCAGUCAAAGGAAAACAAAGUAUCAAAGUCGAAUCAUUCAGGUAUGGCAAAUUCUUGAUAUAAUAAAUUUGGGAUGGUGUGUCCACGCCAUAAACGUUUUAUUUUUCUCUUAAGGCGUGGUCGUUGGAGCGCUGUGAUAGUGGUGAUGAUUUUGGACAGCACAGGAAAUGGCAACAUGAGUGAAAUCAGUGAAAUAAUUGACAAGAAGAUUAAAACUCCUGGAAAGUUCAUCAACUAUGACGUGGACAGAAGAAUGGCGUCUUUCAGACCACAAGGAGGUGAAACUUCUGAGCAUUCUUUUUUACUGAUUUUAUUUUGUACUUUUAACCACUGAUUAAUCUUAUGUACUGGAUAGCUCGUUGAUCAUGAGUUCUGAACUGUUCUCCCAACAACUCCAGUAAGGGCUAUUCCAUAUUGCUCCAGUAUUGUGAUGGGAAGGGAACCAAAUGUUUUCAUUAAUACGGUUAAUCCGAACAGUGUUUUGGGUAACUUAAUGUUCCUGAUUAAAAUGGUCAAUUUUUAACUACAGUUCAACCAGGCUAUUUGGUUGAAUGGGUACCCUCUCUGUACAACGUAAUAUUUUAAAACAGCCCACUAAUGACAAAUUAUAUAUCAUGCAAAAAUGCAUGACAAUUUGAAGGGCAAAAAAUUAGCGGCCUACAAUUUCAGGGAAAAUUUGUAGGCAAACGUUUCAGUCUUUUCUAACUCUUUUUUAUUCAAUUAUUCCCUCUAGUGUUUUGUCGGCCAAGAGUGCACUAUGCUUUUGAAAGUUCAAGCGAGAAAGAAGUUUACGAUGAUUCUGGGUUUGACAACAACGGCGUGAUUUACGGCAAGAUCGAGACGACCCGACAUGGAAAAUGUGGCAAGGCAGGAAAGUUUAAGAGUGGCUAUAUCUAUCUGAGGAAAUUUAGGAACACAAAAAUCUCGGGCACUGAUGCUAUCGUGGUCACAUUCUGGAUGAGAAUAAUAAACCCUCGCAGCACCACGUCUCUAUUCAGAGGAUAUUAUAAAGGUAACUGGUAAUAAACUAAGAUAAACUAUAUAAAAUCAUUAUACUAGUUCUGUCUAAGCUGUCUUCCUUAGUUAGUUAUUUAAACGGGAUGACUCUUUCAGCUCCAAAUUGUCAGUGAACAAUCAGAAAUUAUUGGAAGUGGCGCUAGUGUCCGUCACUUUCCCCCCUCGAAGUCCAGUAAGAGUCAUUCGCUGUUGGCCCAACUAACUUAAUUUUAUUUGCGCUAGAAGGCUAUAUCAGUUCAGAAACGUCCUCCUUAAUGACCUAGUAUUAAAGGAUCAUUCUUCAUUGGUACAGUGUUAGUAGAGGAGGAGACACAAUCUAAGUUAGCUAAGAGUCACCUUUGUUGGUCCUAGACACUAUAGGUGGAAACUAAAAGAACUUAUUUGCAUGUACUGUAUGCUGGAUAGCUCAGUUCAAAAUCGUUCCCCCCUAAAGAUGCGAUAGGAGCCAUCGUAUCGCAUCAAUCGUUCCCCCUAAAGAUGCGAUAAAACCCACUAAACCUGAGAUUUGGUGCUAGAGAGAAUAAGGAAGGCUUCUCGUAUUCGACGGAUGCGGAUGCAAAAUUAUUACUAGAUACAGUAUAAAAACUGUAUCAUGUAUGCAGGAAUAGAACUCUGGUCAAGCCACCAGCAACCCUAAGGACAUCCCAAGCUAGAAUUAGCUUCACUACUUUUCUCUAAGGAAAUUGACUGUAACAUGACUGGGUAUUUUGAGGGGAGGUGUAGGGAAGUGUGUGUGCCUUCCCUUUGAUCGUUUUGCAAUUACCCUUAGAUUUUUUGCAUUUUUCCCUUGGGAAAGUUAAAUGAUAGAUCAAACUGAAAAUUGUGGUUGCUUAGGCGAUCUACAUUUUGUAAGAAAUUUUUUUUGUAAAAUUGGAACAGUGAUAGCCUGAUUCAUCUAUGUGUCAAGUACCCUUUUAAUGCAAUAACGAGACUCUGUAGUAACGCAAUGAAGGGCAAAAUUGGUUGAAUCUUACGUUCUAAGUCAUAACAUUCCAUGGGGGGGGGGGCGUAAGUUAGACCGCUGCCCCCCCCCCUAAAUCUUUUCACCUUCCCAACCAUUCCCACCAAAAUCGGUCCUUCGACUGAAAUAUACAGAUAUACUGGAUUCGCUUCACCGUUCUGACUGAAAUAUGCAGAUCUUGCUUAGCUUCACCGUUUUGACUGAAAUGUACAGAUCUAGAUCUGGCUUAGCUACACAGUUUUACCUAUCACUAAUUAUUAUUAUUAAGGUGCUGUUGUGGAACUGUUCAUGGAAAGAGGGAUUUUGAAAUGGAAAUUUAUAACACGUCAAGAAGCGAUAGCGUUCUUAGUUCGCCAUACAAAACUUCUUCGUCCCAGACAGUGGACCCACAUUGUUGCGCUUUACGAUCCCUAUACCCUAAAGGCAAAAUUAUAUAUCGACUCUAAAUUGACAAAUGAGGUCAGUGUACGCAAGGGAAUGAUCCGUUGGAGGUUUACGUCAUCGCUAAGAUUCGGUUUGACGUCAACAGAAGGGUAUCUGGAUGAUCUGUAUGUGUAUGAUUGUGUAUUAAGUGAGAAGGUACUUGAUGGGAUUCGAAGGGACUGCUGGUGUCAGGAGUUGUGUGCCCCCAGAGGAAGAAGUGAGUAUGAAGAUCUGUUGAAAUGUUGGGAUUUUUUUUUUUUUGGGGGGGGGGUCACGUCCAUGCACUACAGCCUUUAGCAAACUAGGGGACAUUGUUUGGAAACAUUUAAGGAUUUUUUUCUGUGUUGGUGUUAUGUACCGACGUAAAUAUGAUGCUUGUGAUGUUACUCUGAGUGUGUAUCCACGCUGGGAAAGCUUGAAAAAUAUGCCUGGCCACGGUGGGAAUCAAACCUACGACCUUUGGAAUACUAGCCCAAUGCUCUGCCAACUGAGCUACGCGGUCAGGUCGGUUCGAGUACGUGAUAUUUCGGAACUGAGUCUAGUUCCUUCGAUAUCAAUGCAAUCUAGUAAUUGUAAUCAUGAUUUUUUCUGUGUUGGUGUUAUGUACUCAGGUGAAUAUGAUGCUUGUGAUGUUACUCUUAGUGUAUAUCCACACCAGAGCAUUGGGCUAGUAUUCCAAAGGUCGUAGGUUCGAUUCCCACCGUGGCCAGGCAUAUUUUUCAAGCUUGCCCAGUGCGGAUAUACACUCAGAGUAACAUCACAAGCAUUUAAGGAUUUAUACAGAGGAUAGGUUUAUACGUGGUGUCCCGAAAAAACUACACCUUUUGUUGGAAUUUGAAUGCCUUAUUACUAUGCUGAAACCACGUGUGCGCAAACGCAAUUGAAUGGAAUUUUAUGCAUACACUUUGAGUUAAUAUGUACUUUGAGCGUAUAAUUUAACACAAUAGAAAAUCUUGUACUUAAUAAGAAUAGAGUUAUUUAUAAAGGUUUCGUUUUUCAGUACACCCUGUAUUUUACGCUCAGCGUAAUGUUCAGGCAUUCAGAUUAUUACAACAGGAAAAUUUCAAAAGGUGUACUUCUUUUCGGGACACCCUGUAAAGAAAUCGUCGAAAUAUUUCGCUUUAUUUCUAAUUUCAAUUGUGACCAUAUGUAGCAAUAAAUCAGUUCUACUUGACCGCCCACAAUUCAACAGAAAUUGAUAGCAUGAUUGUUUCUUGUUAGUGGAAAUCGAGCUUAAGUACUCUUUCCAGAAGUGUCUGCAGACAAAUUAUGAAACUUGUAUGUUUUGUUAUCAUUGAGAUGUUUAUUCAGACGUAAUUUGCUAUACAUGCUAGCCUUUCUAGAAUUUACUAUCAUUGAGAAGUUUAUUCAGGUGUAAUUUGCUAUUCAUGCUAGCCUUUCUGUAAUUUACUAUCAUUGAGAAGUUUAAUUCAGACGUAAUUUGCUAUUCAUGCUUGCCAUUCUAUAAUUUACUAUUGUUGAGAAGUUUAUUCAGACGUAAUUUGUUAUAUUAAUUGGUAGCCUUUCUGUAAUUUACUAUCAUUGAGAAGUCUAUUUAGACGUAAUUUGCUAUUCAUGCUAGCCAUUCUAUAAUUUACUAUUAUUGGGAAGUUUAUUCAGACGUAAUUUGCUAUUCAUGCUAACCUUUCUAUAAUUUACUAUUAUUGAGAAGUUUAUUCAGACGUAAUUUGCUAUUCAUGCUAGCCUUUCUAGAAUUCACUUAGGGCGGUGCUAAUAUUUUGAAUCGCAAUUAAUGAUGCACCCCGGACAGUGCACUUGCCCAUCUCAGAUUUUCCCAUCAGAAACUAGUAUUAAUUCGUUUGCUGCGUCAACUUGCCCAACAAUGUGCCAUUUUAAGUAUUUGUCCUUAAGCCAGUUUUCCCCUUCAAUUGUAUCGUAAACCUGGUUUCCAUAUGGUCGUAACGGUCGUAAAGAUUGAGUCACGAUCUUUCUCAUCAGCCGAAAUACAACAUUUUAGAACUGAAAAUACGCGGAGUGAUUAUAACUAGAGAACACUCAUGAUUCGUAUGUCAUUUACAGGCAUAAACUAUUAUAAACUGGCCGUUGAGAAAGUUCGUGGUCUGAAAUAUGUACCGUAUUUAAUUUUCCUUUGAAACAAAAAUCGUUCAACAUGUCGAACAUUUAUCUUUAGAUGAAUUUCUGAUAAGAAUGAUUCUACUAUCUACAAACAGUUCAACCAGCGGAACAGAAGAACUAGCCGAUAGAGUGAAAAAUGGGGUAAGUAUAAGAUAAUUAACAAUUUGGUUUGAUAAAAAUCUACUUUCUAUUUGGAAACACGGCUGUGUAAUUAUCACCGAUGACAAAUCAGUCUUCAAUGAUUGCAAAGGUAUAUCGACACUUAAUUACAUUUGCCGCCUUGAUAUGCUCGCGACCGCAACGCCCAAUGAAAAAGAGGGUUGAAAUAUCUCAAUCGGGGAGGGAUAUGUCUACCUCCUCCACAGACGUUUCUGCGGGCGGAAAAAUUAGAGAGUGAACACGCGGGCGGGAAAACGUUAUUGGCGAGUGCGUUUUCAACUUCCAACCUGCGAACGGGCGUACUCUGCCUUACGAAAUUAGGGAAUGAUGACGACGGAGGAGGUAGGGAAUAUGUCACAAUUAUUUCGUUCCGAAAAGGCAAUGUUACACUUGGCCAUCCUUUCUGCAAACUGCAGUGCAAUUUCGUACACAGAGCCAUGUUAUCUUUUAAAGGUAGUUACAUAGGAAUGUGAACAAGGCUCCCAUUCUACUCUGCCGACAUUUUCUCUACAUAAUAUGCUCUUAAGGGAUGAAAAAUAGAAGAAAUGGAAUGAAAAAUGUCGGCAUUAAGCCCCCGGCAGGGGGUUUAUUUUAACGUGCAGUUCUACACAAAAUGUGCAGUUCUAAACCCAUUUGUGCAGUUCUUAAAACACAAAUGUGCAGUCACCAAACUAACAAAAAUAGCCUUAAUUAAAACAGUCUUCUCAUUUAUUCGUUACCCUUGUGGAUGCUCCAGAAAAUUCCAGAAAUGCUGUUAUUAAUUGAGCAUCAAAAAUCUAAACGAUUUCUGGGGAAGACUCCAGACCCUCCCAUUUUCCUCACAAAUCACUUACGUGCUGGGGUAAUGGAAAAGAAAGUAAAAUUGGGGCGAGCGAAGCUCCCAAAAAGAGAUUAGAGUGGAAGAACCUAAUAUUCUUAUAUCCAUAAUUCCCAGUUACAUGUUUUGAAAGAAUUUUUGUGAGUGGUUGGGUAAAACAAAUCUUUGCCAAUACUUAACAGCCUCUAGAUUCAAAUUGUUUUGGGGAACACCCCUAGCUCCCGCACCCAAAAUCGAAUUUGUCUGGCCUUUCUCCAAUUCUCCCUCCCAAGCACACUAUUAUUCUGUCACCUUACUCAUCUAUAUGCAGGUAAAAAUCCUUCGACCCCCCCCCCCCGAAGUCAAACACCCAUUGCCUUCGUAACAUCCCUAUGUGUGCAGUUCUAAAUUUGUGUUAAAAUAAACCGUGAAGCCCCGUACAGACGACCAACUCUUUCUUGACAAGUUUUAUAUGCUUGUGUGUACGGCAAAAAAUUGAACACAAAAUUUUUCUUUGCCAAGGAGCCUUGUUCCAAAGCUAGUUAUGCCAGCUUUUGGACAAGGAAAAUUUGUUCGUAUGAACGGCCGCCAAGAAAAACUUGACAAGUGUACGAGAAAUAUGUUUGUGAUGUUACUCUGAGUGCAUAUCCACACCGGGCGAGCUUGAAAAAUAUGCCCGGCCACGGAGGGCCGCCCGGUGUGGAUAUGCACUCAGAGUAACAUCACAAACAUAUUAUUCACCUGAGUACACAACACCUGUACGAGAAAUAUUUCUAUGGUUUUGGCAAACAAAAGGCGGUAAAUGCAUAACAACAUUCCGUGCAGACGAAUAACAAAACUUCUCAAGAGAAACUAGGCAAGGAAAUCUUGUUUUAAUACCGUACACACGAGAAGGAAACUUAUCAAGGAACAUGUCACUGAUGAAGUCCUUUUUUCAGAUCAAGGAAAUGUUUGAUGAAAUAUCUGGGGAACAGCGGGUGCAGACAAUUGGACAUAGGCCACUGGACGUGGAUUCAGUCAUGGUUGAUUAUUCAUUUCAAAGUAUUGGUAACAGUGACACGCGAUAUUUGGCAGGAGUGAUGCAACCAGCAAUCACAUCCGGGAAUAUUGCUGGAGUACAGCUGGAUUCAAAUGACGUGUCCUUUAUACCGAUAUCUGGUAGGUCAUACCAUACCAUAUCCUACCAUACCAUACCAUACCAUACCAUACCAUAGUACCAUACCAUGCCAUAGUUUUACUCAGAUAGCUUUACUAAGCAUUGUUUUUGAACAUUAGGCAAAAGUGUGUGUCUAUCAAACGAGAUGAAAUGUGGUGAUGGUGAAUGUAUAAAUAAGUUGUGGAAAUGUGAUGGUGAAAUCAACUGUGCUGAUGGCAGUGAUGAAGUUGACUGUGGUAAGAUAGAAUUGAUGUAGUGGUAGUUAGUGCAUGUGUUUAUCAACACUUGUGAUCAGAGGUCCCAUUCCUGCAAUAUUCAAGACUUUGUUUGAUUAUGAUCCCCUGGGUCGCAUGGGAGACGAGAGCUACAAACACGGCAGAUUGGGUCCUGGUACCCAGGUUUUCUCCUGUGGUAACAAUGAACCAAUAAAAAUGACCCUUACUAAAUCACUAGACUGAAAGUAGCUUAUUUUAGCGAUUUUCAGAGCAAGCGCUCUUCAACUCUGAGACGUUAGAGACCUUUAGCAAAAAGGUGACGACCAAAACAUACUCGUUCAAAUAAGUACCUUUAAGAUCAACAUGUCUUGUAUUAUCCAUUGUAUGAAUUUAUUGCAAUUUAAGAAGGUUAAAGACAGAGGUUUAUAUUGGAGAAGACUUCUACUGAGCCAAUUUGGCGAGGACGACUUCUCGCGGCUUGAAAGGCAGACGUUGUGUACAAAACGAGAAAAUCUUUGGUUUGCUGUUGUAAACAGAGCAAGGACGACGUCUAAAACUCCCAUGGGACCUUUAAUUAUGCAUUUUCUUUCUACACUGUCAUAAAUUUCAUUGUAUUAAUAGCCGUCGCCGUCCUGCUAGCUAAAGGUCCCUAUUUCCAUUCUCGGUGCAGACACACGAAAACAGUUGGUGAACGUUCUACCAAAAGUCGUGGCUUUUCCCCGGGUACUCCAGUUUCCUCCCACAGGAAAUUUGAGAGGGUGGGUUGGGAUUAGCCCCAAACUGUCCCUUCACAUCGUAACUGUGCUCCGCGUUGAGACAUGAGCCAUAGUGCCUGCCAGACUCCAGAGAUGCCCUUAGAAAGCCUUUGUCUCAAUCAGAUUGAGCUGCGUCCUUCUCAAUUCAGCUUAGCGCUUAGAUUCAAGUAAGGAUGAUUAGCAUAUAUUCCUGUAUACUAACGCUGGAUCAAUAAUGGAGUGGAAUUUCAGUUUAAGUCUGGUUCACAUAUGCCUGCGGUAUGCUUGCGCUAUCAUUGUUUACAGCUGUUGAUGCAUACAUUCUUUUGUGAUUUAUUUGGUUGAACUGCUAACGACAAUAGCCCGCCGACAUAUACCGCUGGUGUAUAUGAACCAGGUUUUAGGACUAAUGAAAAUCCGGAGCACUCCGAACAAUAAAUGGAGAGUUAUCCGGAAUGAAUAAUUUAAUGUUAGUCUUUUUUAAGGGAGCAUCUUGUUAACAUUGAAAUACUUUAUUUAGGCGAGAUUAUUGCGUUUGAUUGCCAGAGCAAUGAGUUCACAUGUAACCAGUCACGUGUGUUUGGUGUCAGCGAUUGUAUUGAAGCACGAUAUAGGUGUGACGGACAACUGGACUGUGACGAUGAUUCAGAUGAACAGGGAUGUGGUAAGUGAUGAUCAAGAUUUAGAUAACAUACGUAUAGGUGGUGAAAAUUCACGUUUUUGCCCGAUCAGGAAUGGCGGCCAGAUGGUAAUAGCAUGGCCGGAUUUUGAAGGGAGGUGUGGAGAGAUGAGCACAUUCCCUGAGAUCGUUUUGUACCGCCCCUGAGUUUCUUUGCACCUCCCACGAAAGGUCAUGCACCUCCCCUUGGGAAAGGUUAAAUGAUAGGUCAAAGUGUAAUUUUGACCGAUUUUUUAUGUGUUGCUUAGGGUCUAGACUUUGAAAGACGGUUUCUUUGUAAAAUUGAAAAGGUGAAGGCCACUUUUCUCUGAAUCAAGUACCCUCUAAAUGCAAGAUGUUUCGGAAGAAACUUUGUAGUAAUGUAAUAAAGGCUCAAAGGACAAACUUGGAUGAGUAGUACAGUCACAAUUCAUAAAUACACUGAUACAUAUAUACAGUACAGUAGGGUACGUUCUAAGCCAUAACACAUGAUUCCAUGGGGGCCUUAGUAAAAUAAUAGUAAAAGUCAAAAAAGUUGAAGAAUGACGAGAUCAUUUUAUUCUUCAGUUUCUCCCAAGUUGAUCACAGCCCCACGAUCGUUGCACAUCUUUGCUGAAGGUGAAACAGCGAGCUGCACUUGUGUGGCCAACGGUGUACCACAUCCCACGAUCAGCUGGUACCAUAAAGGGAUAGAAGUUACUUCCCUUCGAGGGAAGAUUUCAGUUACCUCGAUCUCAGGCCACGGGAAGCUGACUAUAUUUAAUGUCGGACAGGAGGACUCUGGAAAUUAUAUCUGUAAAGUUAGUGAUAAUCGUGUCAAGAGGACGAUAGCGCCAAGCUGUACUAUUAAAGUUCGAGGUUAGUCAUUUUAUGUAUGAGAAUGGUUUUAAUUAAAAUGUCUAACGUUAGUCUACUAAUGAUUACUGAUGUUUCCUGGUUUUGCCACUUUUGGGAAACGUGGCUAAGAAACAAUGUUUCCUGGUUUGGCCACCUUUGGGAAACGUGGCUAAGAAACUAUGUUUCCUGGUUUGUCCACCUUUGGGAAACAUGGCUAAGAAACAAUGUUUCCUGGUUUGUCCACCUUUGGGAAACAUGGCUAAGAAACAAUGUUUCCUGGUUUGUCCUCCUUUGGGAAACAUGGCUAAGAAACAAUGUUUCCUUGUUUGAAACAUGGCUGGGAAAUGAUGUUUCCUGGUUUAGCUACCUUUGGGAAACAUAACUUGGAGAGUUAUGCUCCUGGUUUGAGCACCUUUUUGAAACAAGGCAAAAACAAUGUGUACUGAUUUGCCCACAUUGUGAAACGUAGCUAGGAAACAAUGUUUCCUGGUUUCCCACUUUUGGUGAAAAAAUGACUAUAGGAAACAAUUAUUGUUUCCUGGUUUGGCAACCUUUAGGAAACAUGGCUGGAAAACAUUGUUUUCUGAUUUGCCUACAUUUUUGAAACGUGGCUAUAGGAAACAAUGUUUCCUUGUUUGACCGCCUUUGGUAAACAGCAUUUCCUGGUUCUCCCCAGGAAGUUUGGUACGUUGUUUAUUCCUUUAUUAUAAUAUUGUAUUUUUGUAGCUUUCGGGAGUGUAUGUCGACCACCUUUCUUCAAUUCCGUGGCUCAGCAUAGUGACGAAUGCUUGAGAUGUUUUUGCAAUGGACGAACGACGAGUUGUAGAAGUGCUCAGUUGUAUAACUCAAAGGUAAGUGUUUUGAGGGCGUUAGUUCAUUGCUGGUUAGUAACGAAAAUAACAGGUAAAUUCUACGUUUUGAAAAGGAUUUGCAAGGAAUGUACACGCAAAUACAAGGAACUGACUCAGUGUUAAACAGUGGGCGGGUUCCAUCAAACAUUUCUUACAAAUCCUUCAAAACUUAGAAUUUACCAAUGCAAAAUUCCUACUAUGCACAAAAACUGUGACGAAGUGUAAUCCAGACUUUAGUCCAUAUAUCUUGGGCAGUUUUCAAGAUGUUUCCAUUUUUAGGUUUUGUUUUGUACUUUAGUAAAAGAACUCAUGAGGAAUGUCUUUGUUAAUUACUUGUUCUGUCUUUCCUUGGUUUGAUCUUAGCUAACAUCUCAGUGGGAUUGCUACAGCUGUACAGAAAAGGACGAACCAAGACUUGUGGACAGAUACGGGAAAUCUGUUAAUAUAUACCAAAUAUCAACUGUAACUCGGUUAUAUUGGCAGCUACCUACAAGAUACUCCGGAAACAAG